UCUGAUUGGGUGCUGCAGAGCGCGUCCCGUUGUGAGUAGAGUCUAAGGAGGCUUUAUAAACAGAAGACCCCAUGUGUCCACUUCAAACUUAACUUCUUGAACAGUUCAAGUAUUCUAGUAGUCAUCGACGCAUUAUUCCCGCUUUUCAGAAUGUCUACAGAAAACUUCAGAAUGCCCACAGACAACUUUUCAGACUUGGAGCUGGAGCUAACUGAUCUACUCCAGGAGUUCGCGGAUGUGGUUGAGGAGUUGAGCGAGCCUUCACAAAGCGUCCCGUACGAAUACGAGCGGCUCCUGUCUGAAGCCAAACGGCGCACCGGGCUAGGGGACGACGGCUCAGUGGUCAGCGACAGCGGCGUGGAGGACAAUAGUGACUGCAGCAGUGAGGUGUCUCUGGGUAACAGUUGGAACACCAGCGAAGAAGAGCUCCACACUGCAGGCAUAACAGUGACGCCCAAAGCCAGAAUGGGAGACACAGGAGACCUACAGAGAUUCAUCGACAGUUUGGACCGGGAACUUGCUGAUAUGUGAACGGAAAGAGACGGAGAGAUGUAGACGGAGAAAGACGGAGACGGAGAGAGAGACGGAGAAGGCGAGAGAGCUGCUGAGACCACGUGGAAAGAGAAGAGAGAACAGGCUGCAUGGAUGGCUACUGCUGAACACACACACACACACACACACAGAUCUUAAAUAGCACAGUUUUGUCCUGUUGUGUUCGGAGAAAGCCAGCUCUCUCCUGGUCCCUCUGGGGAAAAAAAGGUUAAAAUAUGAGGAAUUAAAAGAGCAUCAUGUUCCAAUAUCUAGAACACCACUGGACCUGAGGUGGUAGACUACAUCCCUUCCCUCAGACUGGUGACAUAUUCACACCUAAAUCAUGCUGUCUUAUAGUCAUCGUGUCUCUCUUCAACAGGAGAACAUGAUGUGUCUCUCUUCAACAGGAGAACACGAACGUGUCUCUCUUCAACAUGAGAACAGGAACGUGUCUCUCUUCAACAGGAGAACACGAUCGUGUCUCUCUUCGACAGGAGAACAUGAUCGUGUCUCUCUUCAACAGGAGAACAUGAUGUCUCUCUUCAACAGGAGAACACGAACGUGUCUCUCCAACAGGAGAACACGAACGUGUCUCUCUUCAACAGGAGAACACGAUCGUGUCUCUCUUCAACAGGAGAACACGAUCGUGUCUCUCUUCAACAGGAGAACAUGAUCGUGUCUCUCUUCAACAGGAGAACAUGAUCGUGCCUCUCUUCAACAGGAGAACAUGAUCGUGUCUCUCUUCAACAGGAGAACAUGAUCGUGCCUCUCUUCAACAGGAGAACAUGAUCGUGUCUCUCUUCAACAGGAGAACAUGAUCGUGUCUCUCUUCGACAGGAGAACAUGAUCGUGUCUCUCUUCAACAGGAGAACAUGAUCGUGUCUCUCUUCAACAGGAGAACAUGAACGUGCCUCUCUUCGACAGGAGAACAUGAUCGUGUCUCUCUUCGACAGGAGAACAUGAUCGUGUCUCUCUUCGACAGGAGAACAUGAACGUGCCUCUCUUCGACAGGAGAACAUGAUCGUGUCUCUCUUCGACAGGAGAACAUGAUCGUGUCUCUCUUCGACAGGAGAACAUGAUCGUGUCUCUCUUCGACAGGAGAACAUGAUCGUGUCUCUCUUCGACAGGAGAACAUGAUCGUGUCUCUCUUCGACAGGAGAACAUGAACGUGUCUCUCUUCGACAGGAGAACAUGAACGUGCCUCUCUUCAACAGGAGAACAUGAACGUGCCUCUCUUCGACAGGAGAACAUGAACGUGUCUCUCUUCGACAGGAGAACAUGAAUGUGUCUCUCUUCGACAGGAGAACAUGAACGUGUCUCUCUUCGACAGGAGAACAUGAACGUGUCUCUCUUCGACAGGAGAACAUGAAUGUGUCUCUCUUCGACAGGAGAACAUGAACGUGUCUCUCUUCGACAGGAGAACAUGAAUGGUUGCCAUUUAAUAUGCAGAUAUGAAGGAAACCAAUCAAUGGGGGAAGCAGUAGAGACUCCACAGUAUCUUGUGAUCAGUAAGUGGCAACCUGCUGUUUCCUGAUGGAAGGCCUUAUAAUAGUGAAACCCAUUGUUAUCACAACCCAAUGUGUUGGAACCUCCCCAUGUACAGUAAUUGUGAAAAUGCUCUGUUUUAUAUUGUAAAGUGCAAAGUGAUGUACAGUAUUAUAUUAUACUAUACUACAAACAGAUCAGUCCCUAACCUGAUGAUUAUAAGGAUUUUUGUACAAAGGAAUAAAGAUACAUAUUUA
Messenger RNA from Oncorhynchus mykiss (rainbow trout), 2273 nucleotides. NCBI's taxonomy places the organism in Eukaryota, Metazoa, Chordata, Actinopteri, Salmoniformes, Salmonidae. The record is from RefSeq and is a predicted model, not a curated record.